AUGCAAUCUCAAGCAGCAGCGCACAAUCCAAAUACAAGCGCAGUGCAGCUGGACAAGUGGUCGCGCGAGCUGGCGCCGCUGUCUGAUGGAGCGAGGAGCAGCGUAAACACCUUGGCCGACUGGAUCAACAAGUCGUUGAAUGGGCACAAGCAGGAUGCGGGGGCAGCGGGGGCACGACAGGGCAGAGAGAAUGGUCAGCAAGAUGCUCGCAUGGACAUCUCACAGCGCACUCCUCGCCCUUCUUCGCCCGCCCAAGAUAGCGCGACAGCACAGCCACAGCCACAGGCACGCACGCACGAUUCGCUGGCCAGGCCAAGCUUGCCCACCGCUCCCAUCUCGGACGCUUCGGCAUUUCUCAGCUGGUACAAUGCUCAACAGUCUCACAUCGCCUCUUCAUCCUCUUCCCAUCAUCAAGACACCAUCAGAGCGCUUGGUGAAGCGCGCGAGCGGGCAGACGAGACGCUGAGCCAGCUCGAAGCUGCUAGAAUUCACGUGGCCGAGUUGCGCGCUGGAUCCAAGUUCGUGCAAGAGGGAAGCGAAGGGUUGAGGGAGGAAGCAGAGAGCAUGGCGGAGCAAAUGGUAUGUAUGCGCUGUAUGCGUGCGUGCGGGCGCGCGCGCGCGCUCACCAACCCCACAUUUACGCGUGACCCUCGCUCAGGAUCACCUGUCUACGCUGUCCGAUGAGCUCGCCUUGCGACUGUCUUACUUUGCCAUCCUACCAUCAUCCACGACGUUUCUCUCAUCUCCUUCUCUCUCCCUAGUCCUCUCUCCCGACUUUCUCUACACUCUCGAUCGACUCGAUGUCGGUCUGCAGUUCCUGCGAGCUCAUCCAGACUAUCACGACGCCGCAGUCUACAAGAUGCGAUUCGAGCAUUGUGUAGUGAGAGCUGGCCAGCUGAUACGUCUGCACGUCACUAGCACGUUCAAGUCGGUAGUGGGCGAGACUUUGGUCAAGCUGAAAGAGUGGGAAAAGAGCAGGUGGAGCAAGGCGGCGGGGGAGAAGGAGACGCAGGAUCAGAGCGCGCUGAUGGUGAGCUGGGAAAGGAUGCUCGAUGGAUGACCGGUUGCUGACCGUGUCCAUGCUCUUUCACCCACACAGGACCUGGGCGACCCAGUCCUGCACACGCUUCUCUAUGACCGCUUCAACGAAGAAGCUCAGCAGAUGAGGCCUCUUCUGCUGGAACUUGAAAAGCGUUCUGCGCCCUCUGCGCCCGCCGCAGCCUCGCUCGAUGUCUCUGACCAGGAGCGAGACAAACAACCACCCAUGGAUGAAAGUGCGCUUCUGGCUGACUACGCGGCCAAGGCCAAAGUCGACUCCACGGAAGGCGAUGCGACCGAGCUUCAAGAGGAGUCUUCGUCCGCUGCAGUAUUUUCGGCCCCCGAGUUUGAUGCUAUGCUGGUGGAAUGCCGCACGGCCUACUUUGAAGCACGUCAAACGCUCCUCUUGGGUAUCGUAGGCAGCUGUGUGGCGCGAAUCGAGGCUGCUGCUCAGACUCUGGCUUCUGCGACGGCCAGCACCAGUCGAGCUCACGCGUCCCUCUUGCCGCCCCUGGUUCGACAAGGCUUAGCAUUCCUGGCGCCAGUGUGCGAGUCGGAGCGAUCGUUGUGCGCGCGAUUCUUUGCCACGCAGACUGCUGCAGAGGCAACCUUUCUCUCCACGCUUUGCGGACCCCUGCACGAUCGAGUGUGUUCGCGUGUGCAGCGAGAAAACAAUGUGGCCAUCGUUUCUCAGGUCUGCGUGGCCCUUCUGGAACCAGUAGAUCGCUUGGAACACACUGCGCUGCUCUCUCCGCUCAUCAGGCCGAUGCUCAAAGAUGCUCAAGCUCAGCUGUCCAUGCGAGCCAGGACUCUCUCCUUGGGUCCCGAAAUUGCAAACUUCAAGCCGAGCGCAGACGAUUUGGACUAUCCUACGAAGCUUGGAGGAGCGGCUGCUGCGGCGCAUCGACGUGCGCAGAGCAGCAUUGGAGGUGCUGGGCUUUUGGAGGCUGCUGCAGAGGCUGAAGCUGCUCGCAGCAGAGGUGCGAGUGAGGCUAGCAGAGACAGCAAGAUGGGACUGGCGCGCGCGCAGGAAGGCAAGGCUGCCACCACGUCCGUUCGACUCUUUGCUUCGCCAGCUCCUUCGGUCGUGAGGACAUGGUAUACGCCCGUCUCUCGCACGCUCACCAUGCUCUCGCUACUUCACAUUGCCCUGCCCACCAAGCUCUUUUGCGAACUGGCAAUGAUCGCAGUAGAUGGUUGUCGACAUGCCCUACUGCACGGUGCAGAGAAGAUGGGGAGCGAUGGCAAUUCCAUCAUGCCGGGCAGGAUAGGGGCGACUGGACGUAUGGAUCCGCCAUUGUUCUUGCUUCGCCAUUUCUUGCUUCUUCGAGAAAUGGUGGCGAGCGUGGAACUGAGCACGAGCGCUCAGGGCCAAGGCCAAGCUGAUCGCAUGGCCGUAGCUUUGGGCGAUGGGAAUGCUGUGCAGCAUUCUACCAGCGUCAUCGAUUUUGCACUGCUCACUUCCGUCGUCAAUGCUCUGUGGGCCACCACUAGCGCUCUGUUGGACCCUAGAGGCUUGCUGCGCGGCUCUGCUACCGUCGACGAAGAGCCUGUGCUGAAUCGCACACCCACACCUCGAUCUCCUUCCCGACCUUUUGACGCGGCUCAGAGCGAAGCUUUGACUCGACUCGAACAUGCCAUCAAGAGCGCUUCGGCGCAGCUGGUCGACGUCAUCUCUUCCAGCGUCUGUCUGCCUGUGCGCGUAUUCAUGGACCAGGCACGACGGGCCAAAGUCGCUCUUCCCGCUUCCGCUUCGCCCACCACGUCCAGCAAGAUGAGCGCGGACAAGAUCAAGGGCGUCAAAGAAGCGUUUGACACUUGUGCAAGGACGACGCUUUCGCAGGUCAAGCUGGCUCUGGCGGCGUACAUCGAGGAAGAAAGGGUCAUCGAUUCGCUCGUAGAGCCUAUUCUGGUGAGCUGGUGGACCGUCUGCGACGCUCGACGCUCGACUGCCGCAUGCAUCAUGCUCCAGCUUACGCGCGCGCACUCUUCAUAUCCCCUCGCGGACGCGCUCCGCUCGCACGCACUGCAGACUCGAAUCGUGCAGACUUAUCAAGCUUUCGUCGACGUGGUGCAAGAGAACACUGCGAACGCAGCUAGCGAGCAACAAGCGCCAAAACUUGCCGCCGCUGAAGAAGUGCAAAGGGAGCUGCGAAAGCUGAUACAGAGGUAA
Ceraceosorus bombacis is the source of this 3211-nucleotide messenger RNA. The record is from the annotation of a GenBank genome assembly. NCBI's taxonomy places the organism in Eukaryota, Fungi, Basidiomycota, Exobasidiomycetes, Ceraceosorales, Ceraceosoraceae.